Geodia barretti is the source of this 562-nucleotide messenger RNA. The record is from the annotation of a GenBank genome assembly. NCBI's taxonomy places the organism in Eukaryota, Metazoa, Porifera, Demospongiae, Tetractinellida, Geodiidae.
GAUAUUGGAGAUGACUUAGCAUUCCCAUUGCCAAUGCCUGAAGAUGAAAAUUGCAGCCCCAGUCCACAAGUCAUGCCACAGGAGACGGAAGCAGAGGAAGAGACACAGGUGACUACAGAGAGUGAAUCAGGAGAGGGAGAGGGAGAGAGAGAGGGAGAGGUAGACAGACUGCUCGGGAACGUUCACCUAUAUGCCAAGAAGGAACUGGAGAGAGAUAGACCCCGCUGCUGAUUCAGAGCCAGCUCCUCUUCCUUUCGCUGAGCCCACUGGACCACAACUUCCAGCAAUGUCAAGUCAGACUCCAGCAGAUUUCUUUCACCUGAUGUUCACUGAUGAUCUAUACUUGACAUGAUUAUCGAAGAAACCAACAGAUAUGCAAAGGCACGAAUUGAGACCUUAGAAGAAGAAGGGCAGUUAGGUCCCCGCAGCAGGUUCAACAAAUGGAGACCCCUGACAAGAAGCGAGCUGUGGGGCUUCCUAGCCAUAAUUCUCAAUUUGGGGAUCAUCCACCUACCCGACAUUGAGAGUUACUGGAAGACCUCAUGGGUGUGUCAGGUCCCUU